AUGCCGGUCAUCUUAAAGCACGGCAGCAAGAGCGUGAUCGCCUCCCAUGGAUCCGUGGGUCAGUUCAGUCGCACUGAAUCUGCCGGAGGGUUUUCCAGAGGGACUGCCAAUCGUAUUUCUAGUGCCGGUUCUAAUCUUCUGGAUCGAGUGCGUAAAAGGUCAGUCCAGCCAACCCUUAGGCUCUCACAGAAACUCCGGAAUCCCAAGCAAUGGAUCCGAGAGUUUAAGAAGUUUUACCGAAAAUUCUACCUCAAAUAUUUGUUACCCUUAAUAUUCAUUAUUUUCUACAUGUUUCUUGGCGCUUUACUAUUUUAUUGGCUGGAAAGUGGAGCCGAAGAGGAUCGCAUCGCAACUCGGUAAGUAACAUUACCCAAAAAACUAUAUUUUGUGAAUAACAUGCUCUUUGUAAUCCCAUUUGUCACCUUUGAGAAGUGCGGCUAAUUGGAUUCUUUUACUUCCUUAUUUUCAGCCGCCGAGAGUUCGAUCGGGAAGUGGAAUUGUUUGUGAAGAGACUGGACGAAAUCUCAAUCGACCGGUCGAUAUCCUCGAAGAAUGCAAAACGUCGAUUUGUUCAAGAAGCCAUUAAUCAUUUCCAUGAACAACUCGAGAUCGAUCCUCUGAUCCAGCCAGAAUGGAGUCUGACGACGGCCAUGUACUUCUCCGGAACUAUUUUCACUACCAUUGGUAUGUUAAAACAUUCUUCAAGGACUUCACGUGGCCAAGAAAAUGCCGGCACCUGUCUUUAAAUAACCGAAGCUUUUGGGAUUAUGUGCAAACUCAUUCGGGAGUGAUGUAUGACAUAAAGAAAGGACCCUCCUGUUGUUAGCUUGAGGAAUUGGUUUUUCUUGAAAUGACCACCCGAACUUCACCUAGACUUGUUGAAAAAAGAAGGGGUGAUUAAUUCAAGAAGGUCGAAAUAAUCCAUGACAUCCCGUCUAUAAGCCACAAAAUUUGAUUGAACAUUGUUUUAGGAUUUGGAGACAUUGUUUGCAAAACAGCAGCCGGAAGAUUGAUGACAGUGGUGUACUCCAUCGUGGGUAUCCCGGCUAUGUUAAUGACACUAAACGAUCUCGGAAAGUUCUUGUAUAAUAGUAUCCAGGACUUCCUUGCCUAUUACGAUCGAUGUCUAAACAAAUUGAAGGCAAGAAUAAAAAAGGAGGGACCGCCAAAGGAUGACCUCAAUACCCUCGAACGAGGAACCCUCCCGAGCUUGGGUAGUGAACAUAACGAACCAAUAAACCACGUCAGUUUCAACCUCCAACCAGGUCCUGAUGAACUCACCUUGGAUAUGGAAGCGGGAGGGGAUAUGGAAAGUAUCCAAAGAAUGCAAUCUCUCGAUGACCGCCUUACUAUCGACAGUCAAGCCAAUGCUCCCACAUUUCCUAGACUAGAAACAAACACUUCUAUCGACGCCCUCAGUGGAGAAUACACAGCCGAAGAUGAAUUGUUACCUCAAGCCGGAGCCCCUCCCAGAAUGCCCGUACUGGUCGCCAUAGGAAUUACUGUAGGAUGGAUCUUCUUCUGUGCGGCGCUAUUUAUGAUGUGGGAGAACUGGACUUAUGGAGAGAGCUGUUACUUUAUGUUUAUCAGUAUGUCUACCAUUGGGUUGGGAGAUGUAAAAGUAGAUCGAAAAGAGUAAGCACAAUUCUAUAGAGCCAGCCCAAAAUAAAUUUCCAUCUUUAGCUUAAUGGUGGUCUGUUUUGUGUUUGUAAUCAUCGGUCUUUCCUUGGUCAGCAUGUGUAUUGCCGUAAUCCAAGCGGCGCUGGAAGAUCUCUAUAAAAAAUUGUUGAUGAAAUUGCUAAUGGAGUACCAGGCAAAACUGGCAGCCGGAGACCACAAAGGAGCUUCCAUGGGAAUGAUGAAAAUGUGGGGCAACAGCAAAGCAGCCAAAUAUUUAAUGCCGAUGAUCAGUUCCGAAGCUAAACGAAGUGUAAUGCAGAGAAUUCAGGAAGAGGCAAAAGAAAGUGGCAUUGAGAUACCACCCAUAUUCGAAAACAUGGAUGAGAAGUCAGGAAUGCCCAAGAUUCUAGUCGUGGCCGAACAAAUGGCCAAAGACAACAUAGAAGUCGACGAAGUUAUUGUCAACGAAAUCGUCAGAGAAUCUGAUCCUACGAGGCAGAGCAUCCCCAGCAAGUUCGGAAAUAUGGUCACAUACGAUGGCUCCACACAGACUGAGCCUAUCGUAACGUAAGUUUAAAUGUGAGCUUCAAUUCAACGUCUUACAGAGAUGACAAAGUCGGCCAAACAAUUGAUCCUCAACUGGACAAUUUAGCUGUUCAGACAGAUCCCGAAAAGGAAAUCGAUUUAAACGACGAGGGAAUUCAGACAGAUUAUCUUUCUUCCAAUUCAGAUGAAACGCAAACAUCAACCACCGAGACCAAGGAAGUGGAGACAUUCACCAAUUCCUACUCGCUCGAGGUAACCCAAUUCACUGUAGAAACACACUUUUAGUCAAACGAGACCCAAACAGAGACCAUAACAACAAGUGAACAGGAGUUACAAACCCAUGUUGUUGACAUGAUCGAGGACGAAAUUCAAACAGACAUCUUGGAAACCAAAAACGAGAGAAUUCAGACGCCGUACCCAGAAACUUCAACCAAUGAAACACAGACAGAUGAAGGAGUAAGUCACCAAGUUAUACAGGGUUCAGAGAAAUCUGCCGAAAAAUUUUUUUAAAGGUUUUGCCAAUCCUCUAAAAAAUUUUUUUGGGUGAAAGAGAUUUUAAACAUGCUUUACGAGAGUCAAUUUAGCUGUACACAAAAAACAAAAUGUUACAGUAGAGACGUGAAAAACUACCUACCAUAAAUAGGCCGUUAGUCGUAUAUUAAAAUGGGGAGGUCAGAUUUUAAAUUUUGGGCUACUGUAGAUAUACUGUAACAUUUUUAGAUUUUUCGUUUCUCAGCAGUCCAUCGGGCAACUAAUCAAGGAGAUCCAAAAAUAAAAAAAGAUACCAUUUUAAAAUGGGUUGACAUUGAUUUUGAAAAAUCAGUACCAAAAAAGCUCGAAAAUUUGGGAAAAUCCAUUGCAGAUUUUGUUUUCAAUGACGCUGAUUUCGAAAAUCGUAUCCAUUUUUUCUGAAUUUUACAAUUUUGCUUAAGCAGUAGGGUCUAAUGUUUGGUUGUAAAGACGAAAAAAGCGUUAGAAGUUUUCUCGCAAGAUCAUAAAAGUUUGACCAAGUUUUUACCAAUUAAUUCCGUCCUUCGUGGUUUUCGAUGGUGCCGAUUUCAAAAAUCAUGUUAAUGUUUUCUGAUUUUUAUUUUUUUUUCAUUUUAAGACUGUUGACGUAUGUUGAAGUGCAUUGUCAAUUCGGCAAAAGGAUUACAGAUUUUCUAAGGAAGACCUUUAGCGAAAAUCUCAGAACAUGGCUAAGAAACGUAAAACUCACAUUUGUCCGCCAAGGCGGAUAACAUCAUAAAGCCGCCUAUUUCUUGGUCUUAUUUCACCAGAAAUAAGAAUUUUUUGAAUAUCUUGAUUGAGCGCAACGAAAUCGACAAAAACUUUCAGGGAAAUUUCUCUGAACACCCUGUACAAAUUGACUAAAUCGUUUCUUACAGCUGGCAUUAGAUUCAAUAAAGUCGCCAUCAAAGAUUUCCAAAGCCAAAAGGCGUCUUCGAAAGGCCUUCGCCAGAAGUACGCCGAGUAAAUCGGCAGAACCGGAGAUGAGCGACUGGAAGGAUGUUUCCGGGGAAGAAGUCACCGACCCAGAAGAAGGUCGGUCAUCGCCCGAAAGUCUUGAUUGGGAUCCCAUCGACGGAAUGCAUGCAGAAAGACAACGACCUGUCAAGGACCUUAAGAAAAUGUUUGACAAGUCCAAGAAAAAAUAA
Molecule: messenger RNA, 3824 nt
Organism: Bursaphelenchus xylophilus (pine wood nematode)
Lineage: Eukaryota; Metazoa; Nematoda; Chromadorea; Rhabditida; Aphelenchoididae
Source: the annotation of a GenBank genome assembly